Centropristis striata (black sea bass) is the source of this 4602-nucleotide messenger RNA. RefSeq names its product alpha glucosidase (gene gaa). The transcript is spliced from 20 exons. The coding region runs from base 1667 to 4486 and encodes 939 amino acids. Gene Ontology annotation, biological process: lysosome organization; glycogen catabolic process. Gene Ontology annotation, molecular function: alpha-1,4-glucosidase activity; carbohydrate binding. NCBI's taxonomy places the organism in Eukaryota, Metazoa, Chordata, Actinopteri, Perciformes, Serranidae. Gene Ontology annotation, cellular component: lysosomal membrane. The record is from RefSeq and is a predicted model, not a curated record.
UAAGUACAGUACUUGAGUAAAUGUACUUAGUUACUUUCCACCAUUGGCAAUAAUCAAUAUCUAUCCACAUUAGUGUAGUGAUUACUCAACACAGGGUCAUUGUUCUGUGCAUAAAGUUUUAAUUUUCUUUAUGUGACUAUGAUUUGAAAAGAUAAAUAAACGUUGUAGGCUCCACGGACCGUUCUUUGAUCUUUUUCUAGAGGCUAAAUUUUUUAGCGCUUUUGUCCCAGUGCGCUUGCCGUAGUUUGACAUUAUCCUGAACUUCACUAUAACUUCACUUCGUCUUUUACAGUCUUAUGUCUCACUUGCGUCUUAUUUAAGUUAAACUUCUGCUUGUUCAGCUGCCUUGCAACAAAACGUAUUUUCUGCCACGGCUCGCUCGUCUUCUGGUGGAGGAAAAAUGCUAAAAAAAGAAAGAAAUAGUUUCGGCACGAUAGCUUGUUGCUAGGUUACAGCUAACGUUACCAUAGCUGCCGAUGGAAAACGGUUCAACGUCCUCAAAAUGAACAGAACGUUAAAUAUCUUUAUUAACAAUGAGAGAAAUACAGGCAUUCAGGAUAUAAACAAGACAUAUAAAGAAAAAUGUCAGUUACAGUAUCUGUAGAUUAAAAGAUAUAUAUAAAAAUAAAAUAAUAACAUAAGGCACAUAGGGUAUAAGGUGCUUACUUUUAUUCUAUUCUGGGGUUUCUGAAAAUAAGCUUUUAAAGUGUAGCAGAGUGCCUUCACAUGUCUUAUUUGACUAAAGUCUCUAUAUAAAAUUUCAAUUCUAUUGUAAAAACAUUAAAGUUAGGUAGGGAUUUGGAAAAUUUCAUCUUGUGGAUGUGAAACUUACCCAUCAGAAGCAUAAGAUUAGUUAGAAAGCAUGCUGCAUAUUAAAAAAAAUGAACAAAAGUGAAUAUUCAACAUUUAACAGCAUUUAUUUGUACAAAGAAUGCCAGAUAAUGAUUUAAAAACACUAAAGACAUAUUAGACCAAAUAAAAAAAAAAUGAUUUGAUUUUUAUUGUGUUUGACGGUGUUGACCAAAACAAAGUAAUAACUGGAAAAACGCAUAUUUUAUGAAAAAAUAAAAUAAAAUGGGGAGGUUGCACCAGUACAUUGCUGAACAGCCAAGACCUUAGUCUGUAAUGAUAAACCAUCAGUAUUUGUAAUUUAACUAACUUUUUAUUUUCAAAAUUAAAACCGUAUUUAGCUUCAUCUUGUGGAUGUGAAACUUCCCCAUCAGAAGCAUAAGAUUUUGUUAUAUAAAGCAUACUGUUUUGUUAUUAGAUUCAAAUUUUGAGAUGAUAUCUUUAGGUUAAAAAAUGAUGGGCUGUCCAGUCUUAUCGAUUUCUGAUUUUUUUGCAUAUCCCUCCAAAAUAUAGAUGACAAUAGGCAAACAUGAAAUAAAUGUAAAGUUGUCUCUGGAAGUGCACAUUUCGCUUACAUCAGCAAACCUGGAAAUUAAUUUAAUACAUGGGUAAAUAUUAUGCAAAAUUUUAAAAUGAACUUCUCUGAUCUUAUUUGAGAGACAGAAUUGUUUAUUCUGUUCAAUUGUGGAUCCCAAAAGAACUUUCCUCUGGGGGAAAUCUUAUUAUGUCUCUGUAAAAAAAUUCUGAUAUUCUUGUUUGUGCAUUUUUUAUCCAUUAUAUCAAUCCCACACAUUUCUACAGAGCUAAGUCUUCUGAUAUGGGUCCGCUGUGUGACUUCACUGUUGCUUUGCUGCUCCUCGCCUUUGCUUUGUCAACAUGUUUGUGCAUCAACAACUCGUCCAACCGUGAAGCCAGACUGGUCAGAUCAGUCUAUGCUUUUCAAAAUAAAAGCACACAACACGAAAGACUUGUUAAUAAUAACUACAAUCCCGCAAAAACAUCAAAAAACUCAGUGGAAACAAAGAAAGUACACCCAGAAAGCUCCAACGAGGCUGAUAUUUCCAGAGACAGUAAAUGCACCAUGGCCCCCGAGAGCCGUUUUAACUGUGCCAGAGACCGGGUCCUCAGCCAGGGAGAGUGUGAGGAGAGGGGGUGCUGCUACGCCCCUCUGCCGGACUCUGCAGGACCACCGUGGUGCUUCUACCCCAGUUUGUACCCGGGCUACAACAUGGGUCCCCUCAGUCCCACCCCACGGGGUCAGGAGGCCACCCUGACCCGGGCCACCCCGUCACAUCUCCCUGGAGAUAUCUCCACUCUACACCUCGACGUCAUACAGGAGACCGCAGGCUGCUUCCACCUCACGUUAAAGGACCCGUCAGCUCAGCGAUAUGAAGUUAAUCUCCCAGCUGGAGUUCCUCAAACUGAAGCUGAUACCAAAGAGGCCCUCUACACCACCGAGUACCAGUCUGACCCAUUCGGCUUCAUAGUGCGGCGAAAAUCUAAUGGAAGGGUGAUUAUGAACACCACAGUUGCUCCUCUGCUGUUUGCUGACCAGUACCUGCAGCUCUCCACCGCCCUGACCUCUCCCCUCGUGUCUGGCCUCGGGGAGCACUACACCUCCCUCCUCCUGGACCUGAACUGGACUUCUCUCACACUCUGGAACAAAGACAUGGCGCCUCAUGCCGACGCUAACCUGUACGGCUCCCACCCGUUCUUCAUCGUACAGGAGGAGGACGGCUCGGCACACGGAGUCUUCCUCCUCAACAGCAACGCAGUUGAGGUGAUGCUGCAGCCGAGCCCGGCUCUCACCUGGGUGGCUCUCGGGGGAAUCUUUGACCUGUACGUCUUCUUGGGUCCUGACGCUCCAAGUGUGAUACGACAGUAUCUUCAGGUCAUCGGCUAUCCCAUGAUGCCUCCCUAUUGGUCGCUGGGCUUUCACCUGUGUCGCUGGGGUUACACCACUUCUAAAACAACCCGCCGUGUGGCACAACGCAUGCACGAUGCAAAAUUUCCCAUGGAUGUGCAGUGGAACGAUCUGGACUAUGCAGAUAAGCGCAGGGUGUUCACCUUUGACCCCUGGAGAUUCGGUGACCUGCCACAGAUGGUGGAUGAGUUCCAUAAGAAAGGCAUGAAGUACAUCCUCAUCCUGGACCCGGGGAUCAGCAGCUCCAGCCCUCCUGGGACUUACUCACCCUUCGAUGAUGGACUGAAACGAGACGUCUUCAUUAAAAAUGCUACAGGACAAGUCCUCAUAGGGAAGGUUUGGCCCGGUCCAACAGCCUUCCCAGACUUCACCAACCCAGAGACCAGGAGCUGGUGGGAAGACUGCAUCAGAGAUUUCCACUCUAAAGUUCCUGUGGACGGUCUGUGGAUUGAUAUGAAUGAACCAGCCAGUUUUGUGCAGGGAUCAGUGGACGGCUGUCCUGACUCUGAUCUUGAGAACCCGCCUUACACGCCCAGAGUGGUUGGAGGCCAGUUGAACACGGGAACUCUUUGUAUGUCGGCUCAACAGAAUCUGUCCACUCAUUACAACCUGCACAACAUGUACGGACUGACAGAAGCCUUCGCCACGCACAGAGCUCUCCUGAAGGUCCGAGGGAAGAGACCCUUCGUGCUGUCUCGCUCCUCCUUCCCCGGCAUCGGACGCUUCUCUGGAGUUUGGACAGGAGACGUGAUGAGCGACUGGGAGCAGCUUCGGUACUCUAUCCCUGCGGUGCUACAGUUCAGCCUGUUCGGGGUUCCCCUGGUGGGGGCCGAUAUCUGUGGCUUUGAAGGCAACACCACUGAGGAGUUGUGUGUGCGGUGGAUGCAGCUCGGGGCCUUCUACCCAUUUAUGAGAAACCACAACGACAGGCCGAACGCUCCUCAGGAGCCUUUUAUAUUUGGGCAGAAGGCCCAGGCAGCCAUGCGGAGCGUCCUGAACCUCCGUUACUCCCUUCUCCCCUUCCUCUACACACUCUUCCACCACGCACACACUUCUGCUGAAACUGUGGCCAGGCCUCUAUUCAUGGAGUUCCCCACUGACCCUAACUGUCAGAGCAUAGACCGACAGUUCCUGUGGGGGUCUUCUCUCCUCAUUAGUCCGGUGUUAGAACAAGGAGCAGUGGAGCUGGCUGCUUACCUUCCCCCCGCCACCUGGUACAGUCUACACAAUGGCCAGCCUUUCUACAGUAAGGGUCAGUACCUGCUGCUGCCGGCUCCUCUGGACACCAUCAACGUCCAUGUGAGAGAAGGACACAUUAUCCCCCAGCAGGAGCCGGCUUUGACAACGGCAGCCUCACGCAGGAACUCUUUCUACCUGACGGUGGCCCUGACGGCGGGCGGCUGGGCCCACGGCGACUUGUUCUGGGACGACGGGGAAAGCCUCGACACCUUUGAAACGGGAAAUUACUGUUACCUUGUCUUCAUUGCUGGACAGUCUCAGGUGGUGAGUGACCCCCUCAGGCUGACUGGGGCUCUGGACGGUCUGGUGCUGGGGGGGCUGCAGGUCUUCGGGGUGCCCUCCCCCCCCCUCUAUGUAUUAGCCAAUGGGGAUAAAGUCAGAGACUUCACAUACCGCAGUGACACCAAGGUUUUGAUUGUGACCGGCCUCGACCUGCCCAUGUCAAAGGUGUUUACAGUCCAAUGGGCUCUCUGAUGCACCGAACAUUACCCAAGAUCCUUCAGGAUAUUUCACUGCUGCUUGUUUAUUUUGCAAUUUCCCUAAUAUGCCAAGUAACUUGUACAUUUAUAAAAUAAAUGAAGAAUUAUUUU